AUGGCUUCGUCAACUCUCAAUCGGUGGCUGAGGCCCGAGGUGUAUCCUCUGUUUGCGGCCGUAGGAGUAGCCGUGGGGAUAUGCGGAAUGCAGUUGGUGCGGAACAUCUGCAUCAAUCCUGAAGUCAGGGUAACCAAGGAAAAUAGGACUGCAGGAAUACUGGAUAACUUUGCUGAAGGAGAAAAAUAUGCUGAACAUGCCCUCAGAAAGUUUGUCCGCAAUAAGUCUCCAGAGAUCAUGCCUUCCAUCAACGGCUUCUUCACCAACCCAGAAUGA
Messenger RNA from Ilex paraguariensis (yerba mate), 276 nucleotides. The record is from the annotation of a GenBank genome assembly. NCBI's taxonomy places the organism in Eukaryota, Viridiplantae, Streptophyta, Magnoliopsida, Aquifoliales, Aquifoliaceae.